Molecule: messenger RNA, 498 nt
Organism: Argentina anserina (silverweed cinquefoil)
Lineage: Eukaryota; Viridiplantae; Streptophyta; Magnoliopsida; Rosales; Rosaceae
Product: kiwellin-like
Exons: 1
Coding region: 1-498 (165 amino acids)
Source: RefSeq, a predicted model, not a curated record
AUGGAAACUACUUCAGUACUGUUGAUAUCUCUUUUUUUCAUUUUCAUUGCCAUCGCCCCAACUCUUUCAUGUGAUCCCUCAGGCUCGAUAGUUUACCAUGGAACAUCCUUCCCCAUAUACACGUGCUCGCCUCCAGUAACGGCACCGACUGGAGCCAAACUGACCCUCAACGAUUUCAGCAAAGGCGGUGACGGCGGGGAUCCGUUCGAGUGUGACGGGCAAUAUCAUGACAACAAUGAACUAGUUGUGGCACUUUCCACCGGGUGGUACAAUAGUGGGUCGCGUUGUGGGAGCAUGAUAACAAUUGCGGCAACUAAUGGGGCGAGUGUGAUGGCUAAAGUGGUGGACGAAUGUGAUUCCCGUGAAGGAUGUAACCGAGACCACGGAGGUCAGCCACCGUGCUUGAGCAAUAUUGUUGAUGGCUCUCCAGCAGUGUGGAACGCUUUGGGACUCGAUCAAGGGGUAGGAAUUGUUGACGUUACUUGGGCCAUGACUUAG